CUCGGAUGGGGAAGAGUAUGUGUUGAGGCCGAAAAUGCCGAAAAGCUGGACGAAUGGGUGAAGAAAGUCUCAUUCCAUGCCAAACCUCCUCCUCGAAUGCAGCUCCUCAGCUAUGACUCGCAAAAGAUCAAGGACCUGGAGAACGAAGCCAAGCGCCUGAUGCAAAAAUACCCGGACACGUCCGUCCCGAUCCGGCAGAAGCUCUCGGAACUCCAGGAGACCUGGCGCGCCCUCACCCAAAAGUGCCAAGCCUGCAAGCGACAACUCGCCGCCGCCUACACCCUCCAGAAGUUCAAGGCCGAGCUGAAGGACCUCGAGAAGUGGGUCGAGAACACGCAAGACAAGAUGAGCAGCGGCGGCGUCCCCGUCAGCCAGGUCGAGGCCGAGUCCAUGCUCGAGCUCCAUCAGGAGCGGAAGGCCGAGAUCGACGGGAGGCAGGAGACCUUCAAGGCCCUCAAGGACUUCGGCCACCACCUCAUCCAGCAGAAUCACUGGGCCAAAGACGAAGUCGAGGAGGCCGUCGGGCACCUCGAGGAGAUGCGACGCUCCCUGAGCGCCAGCUGGGAAGAGCAGAAGCAUUUCCUGCUGCAGGCCCUGCAGAGCAAGGCGUUCUUCCAUCACGCGGACGAAGCCGACGAGUGGCUGGCGGACAAGGAGGCCUUCCUCAACAACGACGACCUCGGGGAUUCCAUGGCCGCCGUGGAGACGCUGAUCCGGAAGCAUCGGGCGUUCGAGAAGACGCUGCAUCAGCCGAACGGGACGAAGGUCGAUCAGCUCGAGAAGUUCGCGAUGGAGUUGGUCGCCGGGAAGCAUUACGACAGCCAGGCCAUACAGCAGCGGCUGGGCGCCGUGUGCCGGCGGCGGGAUCGCCUGAAGGAGAACUCCAUGAUCCGAUCCCGCAAGCUCGCGGAAUCCCAGCAGCUGCAGCAGUUCCUCCGGAACAUCUACGAGGUCGUGAACUGGAUCGCCGAGAAGAUGCAGGUGGCCUGCGACGAGUCCUACCGCGAUCCCAUGAACCUCCAGAGCAAGAUCCAGAAGCACCAGGCGUUCGAAGCCGAGAUCCUCGCCAACAAAGGCCGCGUGAACGCCGUGAACCAGGAGGGCGAACAGCUGAUCGGAAACGGCCACUUCGCCGCCAUGGACAUCCGCCAGCGCCUGGACGAACUGGAGCAGCUCUGGCGGGGGCUCCUGGACGCCUCGAGGGAGAAGAAGGAGCGGCUCCAGGACGCCUACAAGGCCCUCGCCUUCAAUCAGACGCUGGACGACCUCGACGCCUGGAUGGACGAGAUCGAGGGCCACCUCCAGAGCGAGGACCACGGCCACGACAUGACCUCCGUCCAGAACCUCCUGAAGAAGCAUCAGCAGCUGGAGUCGGACAUCCACGCGCACGCCGACAACGUCGAGCAGGUCAAGGACACGUCCGUCGCCUUUCGGAACAAUCAGCACUUCAUGAAGGACGAGAUCGACGAGAGGGUUCGGGCCGUCAUCAAGAGGUACGAGUCUCUGCACGAGCCCCUGCAGAUCCGCCGAGACAACCUCGAGGACGCGCAGCUCCUCUACCAGUUCUUCCGGGACGUGGAGGACGAGCUGGUGUGGAUCUCCGAGAAGGAGCCCGUCGCCCAGUCGGAGGACUUGGGCGCGAGCCUCUCCGCCGUCCAGACGCUCACGAAGAAGCAUCAGGCGCUCGAAACAGAGAUCCAGAGCCACGAACCGAUGGUUAAUCUGGUGAGCACCAAGGGGCAGCAGAUGAUGAAAAGCGGGCACUUCGCAUCUAGUCAGAUCGACACGAAAGUGCGGAACCUGGCCGCACGCAUGGCGCAACUCAAAGAUGCCACCAGCGUGAGGCGGUUACGUCUCCAGGAUGCGCUGGAGUCCCAGCAGUUCCUGACGGAGGCGAGCGAGGCAGAUGCAUGGCUCAAGGAGAAGAGGCAGUUCCUCGGAACGGGAGACGUCGGGAAGGACGAAGAUUCCGUCCAGGUGCAUCAGAAGAAGUUGGAGAACCUCGUGAGGGACCUGGACGGCUUCAACACCACCAUCGGGAAACUCGCGAAGCUGGCCCAGAAGCUGGUCGAUCGGGGUCACUUCGCCUCGAGUCGCAUCCAAGAGAAGCAGAAGACCGUGGAGCAAGAGUACAAGGACCUGCAGAUGCUGGCCGAAGAGCGCCAGAUGCAGCUGAGCGACUCCCGCAAGUUCUUCCGCUUCGUGCGCGAAGUCGACGAGGUGGCGGAGUGGAUCAACGAUCAGAUGGCCGUGGCCGCGUCCGAGGACUACGGGCGCGACGUGGAGCACAUCGAGGUUCUCAUCCAGAAAUUCGAAAGUUUCAUGAACGUGCUGAGCACGAGCGAGGAUCGACUCCUGUGCAUCAAGAACAACGGCCUCACGCUCGUUUCCGAGAAUCAUCCGAGGCGUGAUCGUAUCAAGGCGAAGAUCGGGGAACUCGAGCAGCUUUGGGAUGACCUCAAAGAGCUGGCCACUGCUCGCCAAGAAGCAUUGAUCGGAGCAAAGCAAGUGCACGUGUUCGACCGCACGGCCGACGAGACGGUCGCUUGGAUCCAAGAGAAGGAGACGGUCCUGACGUCCGAGGACUACGGACACGAUCUGGAGAGCAUCCAGACGCUGGUGAGGAAGCAUCAGGGCUUCGAGAGGGACCUGGCCGCCGUGAAGGAGCAGGUGGAGGCCGUGGUGAAGGAGGCCCAGCGACUGGCAUCCCUCUUUCCCGACGCACGAGAGCACGUCGGGGUGAAGCACGAGGAAACCGUCGAGGCGUGGAACGAACUCCUCGAGAAGUCUGCUCUCCGCAAGGACAAGCUUCAGCAAGCGGAACAACUCCAGGCCUACUUCGAUGAGUACCGGGAGCUGAUGGCAUGGACGAGUGAGAUGAUCGCGAAGGUAACGGCUCCCGAGUUGGGUAAGGACGUCAAGGCAGCCGAAGCCAUCAUCUCCCGGCACAACGAAUACAAGGCUGAGAUUGAUGCUCGAAUUGAUGCGUUUGCCAAGUUUGCAAGCAAAGGCCAGAAGAUCAUCAGUCAGGGACACUUCAUGUCAGAUGAGAUCCAAGAGAAGAUCUCGGUCCUGGAGCAGCGCAAGACCACGCUGUUGGACACCUGGGAGCUACGUAACGGCAUAUACAUCCGCCACUUGGACACCCAGAAAUUCCUGACCGAGUGUGCACAGCUGGAGAACUGGUUGUCUAGCAGACAGGCAAUCCUUGAGGACAACACCAUGGGAGAAUCCAUCCCUCAAGUCGAGGACCUGAUCAGAACCCACGAAGACUUCGAAAAGACCGUCGAGGCUCAGGCCGAGCGGUUCAAUGCCCUUUCCAGACUCACAGCUUUGGAGGAGGAAUUCCAGAAGCAAAAGAAGACCGAGGAAGAAGCCAGGAAGGCUGAGGCUGAGCGCAAAGAGCAGGACCGGAUUCGUGCUCUCAAAAACAAGGAAGUUGAGAGAAUUACCACAGAACGUCGCCGAGAGGACGAGCGCCGGAGGACCCAGGAGAUCCGCCUGACGAAGGACGAGCUGGACCGAAUGAAGGUGAACGGAGAGCUGCUCCCUGGCCAGGAACUCACACCCGAGGGAUCUCCCCGCGGGAGCGGACGAGAGCCGAGUCCCCUGAAGAAGAUGGGGAGUCAGACGAGCCUCCUGGGCCUGAGCAACGUGAAGCGGGCCGAGAGCAUGCGCGUCGGGCUGGAGCAGACCAAGAAGACCAAGCGCACGCCCAGUUUCACGACGCGGCGAAGGACGCAGAGCUUCAGGAAGCAGCAGCUCAAGAACAAACUGGAGAACAUGCAGAACCUGCCGCCCGUCGAGGUGGAGGGCUUCCUCGAUCGCAAGCAAGAACUCCAGAGCGGAGGCAAGAGGGCCACCAUUCGCUCUUGGAAGACUUAUUAUACGGUUCUGUGUGGACAGUUGCUGUGCUUCUUUAAGGACCAGGAUGAUUUCCUGGAAAGCAAGGCUGCAUCAUCCCCGUUGAGCAUCUACAAUGCCAAGUGCGAAAAGGCUGAAGACUAUACGAAAAAGAAGAAUGUCUUCAGGCUGCAGAACUCAGAUGGGGCCGAGUAUCUGUUCACGGCCGAAAAUGCCGAUAAGCUGGACGAAUGGGUGAAGAAAGUCUCAUUCCAUGCCACACUUCCUCCUCGAAUGCAGCUCCUCAGCUAUGACUCGCAAAAGGAUGAGGAACUGGGAGGCGGAGGGGACGAAAGACCCCCGAUCCCCCCCAAAGGACAGAGACCUUCAAUCUCCUCCGAUGAAGGCCACUCUCCCAGCCAAUCUGUCACUAGUCAAGAAGAGAAGGUUUCAUCCCGUGUCCGUGUGCCCGAAUACAAUGGUCUUGGGUCCCCCUCCAAGCAUGUUCGAUCCAGCAACAGAAGCUCCGAUGAGUACACCAACUCCUCUCACGAUAGGGAAAGUCCUCAAGAUGUCCCCUCUGUGCCAAGUGGGGCACCUCCGCCCUUGCCGCAAAAACCACCUCCAUCUCGCUCGAGGCAAAUGCAAAUCCAGCCUCGCCCUUCCGAGGACUGGUCCGAUCCCUCCAAUCACUCGUAUCAGGGUCGGGUCGAGCCACCCGUAUUACGUCAUCCAACCGGGAAACAAGUGACGAGUCGGUAUCAUUCCCUCCCGGCGAACUCGAACCCUCCCCCCCCGCACGGCUACGCCUCGACGCUGGAGCGAGUCGACAGCGGAUCCGAGAGCGAGUUCCAGCUCCCACAUCGCAAGGACAAACGGAGCAGCGUGCUCAAGGGACUCUUCAGGAAGAAGUCCACCCAUUUGUGAUGAUGCGGAUCGAUCGACCGAUGCCAUUCUUAUUCAGAGUUAUUCAGCAUCCCAUGUAUAUAUAUAUACGUCUGAAGAUUUCAUUCUCCGGAACGCACGUGCCUUUCCGAUUCUACGAGGCUACGACACACGCAUGGUAUCGUUCACACGCAGCCGUUUCCCUUCGGAUGAGAUUAUGUAUCCGUGGUUUUAUGAUGGAGUUUUGAUUCGUUGAUUCAAAUCUGUUGCCUCUUUUGUUACGAUGAAACUAUUCUAAUAAAAUCGCCAGAUGAGACUGAAAUGGUUCCUAUGAAA
Molecule: messenger RNA, 5064 nt
Organism: Darwinula stevensoni
Lineage: Eukaryota; Metazoa; Arthropoda; Ostracoda; Podocopida; Darwinulidae
Source: the annotation of a GenBank genome assembly